AGGCCUGAUGAAAAUGAAAGAAGAAAAGCGAGAUCUGAAUGAAGUAGAGGAGAAAUAUCAGGAUCAGAAACAUCAUGAUGUCAAUGGAGAAAAAUCAGCCUAAUGAAAAUGAAUGAAGAAAGGCAAGAUCUGAAUGAGGUGGAGGAGAAAUAUCAGGAUCAGAAAGAUCAUGAUGUCAAUGGAGAAAAAUCAGUGAGUUCCAGCCUUAAAAAAACAGGAGUCAAGAGGCCUUUCAGCUGUUCUCAGUGUGGAAAGAGUUUCAUACGUAACAGUAAUCUUAAGACUCACAUGUUAAUUCAUACUGGGAUAAAGCCUUUCAUCUGUUCUCAGUGUGGAAAGAGUUUUACACGGAGAGCCAGCUUAAAGGAUCACAUGUUUAGUCAUACUGGAAUAAAGCCUUUCAUCUGUUCUCAGUGUGGAAAUAGUUUUACACUGAAAGCUAGCUUAAAGGAUCACAUGCUAAUUCAUACUGGAAUAAAGCCUUUCAGCUGCUCUCAGUGUGGAAACACUUUUAGACGCAAAGAAGGCCUUGAGAAGCACAUGUUUAUUCAUACUGGGAUAAAGCCUUUCAGUUGCUCUCAGUGUGGAAAGAGUUUUACACUGAAAGCUAGCUUAAGGCAUCACAUGUUAAUUCAUACUGGAAUAAAACCUUUUAGAUGCUCUCAGUGUGGAAAGAGUUUUACAUCUAAAGUAGGCCUUAAGAACCACAUGAUAAUUCAUACUGGAAUAAAGCCUUUCAGCUGCUCUCAGUGUGAAAAGAGUUUCAUAUGUAACCGUAAUCUUAAUAGGCACAUGUUAAUUCAUGCUGGGAUAAAGUCUUUCAGCUGCUCUCAGUGUGGAAAGAGUUUUACACGGAAAGAAGACCUUAAGACUCAUUUGGUAACUCACACUUCAGAAAAUCCUUUCUGCUGCUCUCAGUGUGGAAAGUGUUUUACAUAUAAAUCCAGCCUUAAGAGGCACAUGUCAAUUCAUACUGGGUAAAAGUCUUUCAUUUGCUCUCAGUUUGGAAAAACUUUUACACAGAAAGGACAUUGCAGGGUUCAUUUGGUAACCCACUCUUCAUAAAACCCUUUCACCUUGGGGAGUUAAAGUAAAUGAAGUGUAAAAUGAAAAUUCUGUAGGGAAUAAAUAAAAUGAAUUGAACUGCA
Messenger RNA from Carassius auratus (goldfish), 1148 nucleotides. Its product is annotated as gastrula zinc finger protein XlCGF8.2DB-like. Gene Ontology annotation, molecular function: DNA-binding transcription factor activity, RNA polymerase II-specific; RNA polymerase II transcription regulatory region sequence-specific DNA binding. The transcript has 2 exons. Lineage: Eukaryota; Metazoa; Chordata; Actinopteri; Cypriniformes; Cyprinidae. The coding region runs from base 103 to 981 and encodes 292 amino acids. Gene Ontology annotation, cellular component: nucleus. Gene Ontology annotation, biological process: regulation of transcription by RNA polymerase II; embryo development. The record is from RefSeq and is a predicted model, not a curated record.